Molecule: messenger RNA, 1224 nt
Organism: Sinocyclocheilus anshuiensis
Lineage: Eukaryota; Metazoa; Chordata; Actinopteri; Cypriniformes; Cyprinidae
Product: sterile alpha motif domain-containing protein 3-like
Exons: 5
Coding region: 1-1224 (407 amino acids)
Source: RefSeq, a predicted model, not a curated record
AUGGAUUCAGCAGCCCUCAGGGUAGUCUUUGACCACAGGAUAGAGAAGCUAACACUGCCAUCUGGAAUACCAGAACUUCUUCACUCCACGAAUCAAAUUCAACACAGAUCCACCAUAAAGGUUGUGACAGUCGCACCAAUAGUUCUUACUUUGUUUCCACCCAACGAAAGUUUCACUGGCUGUGAUAUUACAGAUCAAUCCCUUGAUACUACCUCCUCCACACGUACUACCAUACAGCACUCCUCUGACACAUCAGAUUCCUCUGCAAGCACAGUCAUCCUGUCUCAGAAUAACAGCCCAGAAAGGAAACCAUGGCCAAAAGAAUUCAUCAUUCCACACUUCUCUGUUGAGACUGAAAUGGUUCUUGAAAGAGCCAAUGAACUUUACAGAAAAGAUGGGACAGUGCUAACUACCCCAAAAGUCAAGUCAGACAUACUCGAAAAGCUGGCUCAGUCCAUUUACACAUACAGUGCAUAUCCAUCCACCCUUCAGAUUCUUUCCGUUGCUGAAGCACUUAUAAAGGCGCACCCAUGUCUGAAGGAUCGAGGGAGCUUUUCAGGCUUUUAUGCAUGGCAGACAAGCAUUAAAUAUAAAAUGGCUAACUAUCGAACGAAACUCAGAGGUUUUGGCAUUUCUGAGGUCACAUGCAACGCUCUAAAACACAAACAUCCAGAUGACAGGAAGUCUGCGAAAAAUGUUAAAAGGCCAAGAAGAGCUGAAGUCAACUACCUCCCAUCGUACCCAGUGGGUGAAGAUGAGAAGACUUUGGAAAAAGAACGAGAAGAGCUGGUGUCAGAAUUUAAGAAGAAAAACAAUGAAAGGAUGAUAAAGGAGAAGAUGAACAAAACAUUUGCACAUCGUCGACACGAAAUCAUUAAUCAAUGUCCAAGUGUUCAAAACACAAAGGAACGAUGGCCAGCCCUGUUUCAACCUUCUCAAGUGAUUGCUGAAUUUCAACGAAUAACCACUGUGCAGCUGGAAGCUAAAUUAAUGUCCUCAUUGGAUCUUCACACUCCCAAGCUGCUGACACUGUUUCGUGGCAAAGGAGGAGCACUUGGAGAAAGACUGAAAACUGAGAUGGAACUACUGAAGGAUGAGCAGUGUUCUGUUGAUAUGACAAGAGAGGUGGUCAUCCACUGCAUUAUAGAAUUCCUUGGGGAACAUGCAGGAGACCUCAUCAAAGAAUUCAAAAGAGGCCAUGAUAUCGUUGAUUGGAUUUUCUGA